Molecule: messenger RNA, 1756 nt
Organism: Echinops telfairi (small Madagascar hedgehog)
Lineage: Eukaryota; Metazoa; Chordata; Mammalia; Afrosoricida; Tenrecidae
Gene: STX5
Product: syntaxin 5
Exons: 11
Coding region: 126-1196 (356 amino acids)
Biological process (GO): vesicle fusion; endoplasmic reticulum to Golgi vesicle-mediated transport; intracellular protein transport
Cellular component (GO): SNARE complex; Golgi membrane; endomembrane system
Molecular function (GO): SNARE binding; SNAP receptor activity
Source: RefSeq, a predicted model, not a curated record
GGCUUCUAAUCUUUGGCCGGGUUUCGGCGGGUCUGAGCUCCGGGAGGAGGCGGUGACGGCCCGGGAGCUGGUGGCAUUGGCAGCGGUGGCAGGCGGCAGUGAGGAGUCCGAGGUUAUGCGUCUCAAUGAUCCCGCGGAAACGCUACGGCUCUAAGAACACGGACCAGGGCGUCUACCUGGGGCUCUCAAAGACACAGAUCCUGGGCCCUGCAACUGCUGGCGGUAGCAGCAGCGACAUCGCCCCUCUGCCCCCCCCAGUGGCCCUGGUCCCACCCCCUCCCGACAUCAUGUCCUGCCGGGAUCGGACCCAGGAGUUCCUGUCUGCCUGCAAGUCCCUGCAGAGCCGUCAGAAUGGAAUUCAGACAAACAAGCCCGCCCUGCGAGCUGCCCGGCAGCGCAGUGAAUUCACCCUCAUGGCGAAGCGCAUUGGGAAAGACCUCAGCAACACAUUCGCCAAGCUGGAGAAGCUGACCAUCUUGGCAAAACGCAAGUCCCUCUUUGAUGAUAAAGGAGUGGAGAUUGAGGAACUAACGUAUAUCAUCAAACAGGACAUCAAUAGCCUCAACAAACAGAUCGCCCAGCUUCAAGAUUUUGUGAGGGCCAAGGGCAGCCAGAGUGGCCGGCACUUGCAGACCCAUUCUAACACCAUCGUGGUCUCCUUGCAGUCCAAGCUGGCCUCCAUGUCCAACAACUUCAAGUCGGUUUUGGAAGUGAGGACAGAGAAUCUGAAACAGCAGAAGAACCGGCGGGAGCAGUUCUCUCAGGCCCCCGUGUCAACCCUGCCGCUUGCCCGAAACCACCUGGGGGGUGGUCCUGUGGUUUUGGGAGCGGCGGAGCCCAGUGCCUCUGGGGACGUGGCCAUCGACAUGACGGCCUCUCGGACCAGCCAGCAGCUGCAGCUCAUUGAUGAGCAGGAUUCCUACAUCCAGAGCCGAGCAGACACCAUGCAGAACAUUGAGUCGACAAUUGUUGAGCUGGGCUCCAUCUUCCAGCAGCUGGCGCACAUGGUUAAGGAACAGGAGGAAACCAUUCAGAGGAUCGACGAGAACGUGCUGGGAGCCCAGCUGGACGUGGAGGCUGCCCAUUCAGAGAUCCUCAAGUACUUCCAGUCUGUCACCUCCAACCGGUGGCUCAUGGUCAAAAUCUUUCUCAUCCUCAUUGUCUUCUUCAUCAUCUUUGUGGUCUUCCUUGCCUGAACCCUGUCAGCUCUGAGGCACUCCACCGGGGGCUUCUGGGAAGGCAGGUGGCCUGUGCUGUCACUGAGCCCUGGGCAAGGUGUGGGGAGAAAGGCCCUGUUUCCUGGAACUGCUGAGAAUGGCCACUGCCCCUCGGUCCCCUGGCCCCUGGCUUGCCUCUGGCCACCCUGCCCUCCCUUACCACCUUCGGCCCAUGAAACGUACACGGUUCUGGAUUUGGACUCUGCCAUGAAGUGGCGAGAAGGGAGCAGAGGCCAACCAGGGGCAGUGGGAGAGGCCGCCUCCACCUGGAGUUUUUAUAAACCCUUCCAGCUUCCCCCAAGGAACUUCGGCAGCGAGGGAAACGAUGCCUUCCUGAGCGGGAGGUCAGGAACGAAAACUGCCCCCACCCCACCACCCCUCCAUCUUUCUUCUUCCUCUCUCCACGUGGGAGGCAGGGCUGAGCCCUGCUGCUGCCGGCACAGCCCCCCUCCCCCAGCCCCCACUGGCUGCUGGUGACUCUCAACCUGCCAAAUGCGCUGCAGCCCAUUUCCCCCCAAUUACAGCAAGACUCAGCCUCA